Messenger RNA from Prunus armeniaca (apricot), 342 nucleotides. The record is from the annotation of a GenBank genome assembly. Lineage: Eukaryota; Viridiplantae; Streptophyta; Magnoliopsida; Rosales; Rosaceae.
AUGCCCUUUUUUACAUGCUUCAAAGGCGAUUCCGAUCCCGAAAGCCAUCUGAGGCAUUUCAAGAGCCUUAUGAUCCUCUACAAAGCCAAAGACGCGCUAAUGUGGAAGGUGUUUGCAAUGACUUUGCGAGAAGCAGCUCAGGAUUGGUUCCAUACCCUGCCAUCCAGGUCGAUCAACAGCUUCAAGGAGCUUACUUACAUCUUCACUAAAGAAUACACUUCUUAUCGGAUGAUAAAGAAGAACCCUAAUCAUCUGUUCAACCUGCGCAAGAAGCCCAACGAAUCCCUUCAAGGCUACAUCAAGAGGUUCAAAGCAGAAAAGCAACAUCGUAGGGUGCGAUGA